Molecule: messenger RNA, 1053 nt
Organism: Exophiala aquamarina CBS 119918
Lineage: Eukaryota; Fungi; Ascomycota; Eurotiomycetes; Chaetothyriales; Herpotrichiellaceae
Exons: 3
Coding region: 1-1053 (350 amino acids)
Biological process (GO): carbohydrate transport; transmembrane transport
Cellular component (GO): membrane
Molecular function (GO): carbohydrate:proton symporter activity
Source: RefSeq, a predicted model, not a curated record
AUGGGCAUACAAGAUCCCUUUUGCAUUGCAGUAAGGCUCCAAUUUGCUUCUCUCCUAUUGACUCGACAGUCCCCGAAGGUCUGGCCUGUGAUUCUGAUUUCAAUUGUGUAUCUGGCACCCGAGUCGCCAUGGUGGCUUAUUCGAAGAGGCCGAUUGGAUGAAGCGAGGACGAUCAUGAAACGACUCACCUCCGCCAGGAACAUCAACUACGACCUAGAGAAGAAUCUCAAAUUGAUGGUAGCAACCACCGAGGACGAAUGCGCACUCGAUAGCAGAACCACUUACUGGGCUUGCUUGAGUGGCCCGAAUCUUCGUAGGACACUCAUUGUCAUUGGAAUAUACUGCAUUCAAACGUUUAACGGAAACCUGAUUCGCGGAUACUCGACAUACUUCCUCCAACAAGCUGGCAUGGCAACAACUAAUGCUUUCAACAUGACCAUUUUGGGUUUUGUUUGGUGUUGGGACGUUGUUACGCUAACUCAAUUCUCUCGGUGGGAUCUCUUACCGCUCUUUGGGAGACGAACCAUCUACUUCUGGGGCGUGUGCUUGAUGUUCGUGCUCAUGCUUCUCAUCGGAUCACUCGGGGUGCCACAGGCACAAACGCACGAAUCGGCAUACUCGUGGGCAAUCGGGUGCGUGUUGAUCAGCUCAUCGUUCCUAUAUAACUGCUCCAUCGGUCCGUUGACCAAUACCCUGUGUUCGGAAAUCCCAUCGGCGUUGCUUCGCAGCAAGGCCCUCGCCAUCUCCCGCUGGACUUAUGUGCUGACUGGCAUUGUUGCUGGGCCCCUCACCCCUUACAUGCUCAAUCCGACCGCAUGGAACUGGUCAGCAAAGACCGGCUUCUUCUGGCCCGGACCUUGUUUCCUGUCCGCAAUUUUCACUUUCUCUUUCGUCCCCGAGACUAAGAACCGAACUACCACCGAGAUGGAUCUAUUGUUCGAGAUGAAUAUCACCCCACGCGCUUUCUUUAAGCAGCACGUAAACCUCACCGCUACUGCUAAUACUAACGUUGAGGAAGUGGGUCGGACACUUCAGAUGGAGAAAAUCCGUUAA